Molecule: messenger RNA, 755 nt
Organism: Moneuplotes crassus
Lineage: Eukaryota; Ciliophora; Spirotrichea; Euplotida; Euplotidae
Source: the annotation of a GenBank genome assembly
UUAGAGCAUUCUGUUCAAUUAGAUCUUUGAAAGUAUCCUUACGCUUACAUAUAGGUUGACCAAUAAUUUUUCAAAUAAAUAUAUCUCUGAGCUCACUCCUCCAGAUUCAGAAAUUAAAUUCCGCUCAAGAUAUGAUGAAGAGACUUGAGAUGAUUAUCUCGAUUUUACAAAGAUCAAGUUCAUCAGGGUUGAUCACAUUCCAAAGAAACCAACCAAGGAGUACAAACAACUAAAGAAACUCACUGAAGUUGUCAAAAAGAUAGAUAUGUUUACUCUUAACUCAAAUGAGUUCAAUUAACACAGAACUCGAAUGUGCUCUAUUUCUUCCUCUCUUCCCUAAAGUUACUCAAGCUGUUAAAAUAUUUGUCUUCAAAAUCACAAAGAACAACCUUGAAAAGCUCCUAAUCCAAAUAAGAAAUAUCUGAGAAGUAAGAUUCGAAAGCUGAAACAUACUUACCAAAAAUUUUGACCUAUCAACAACUCGAACUGCUGCAAAAUUUACAAUCCAAAGCUUACUCUUCCUCCGCUGAAACGACAUUUCAAGGUCCAAAACCCACCCCAGAAAAUUUGAAUCAAUCUUCGCCACAAUUUCUAGAUCUUCCUUAAACAACUCCUUACAAUUCCUCACAAUUGAGGAUGGUGACCACAACGACAACUCUUCUGCAAUAAUGGCCCAAAUCUACCACCUCCCACACCUCAACAUCUGCAUUUCUCCUACUGGUAGUCAAAAUUCUGACUGUGAGGUCCAAUAGAGU